AUGUCUAGGUUCUUCGUUUCAGGAUAUAGUUCAGAAUCGUCUUCUGAAGAAGAAGACUUGGUAAGCAGUUCUGAAGAAGAGUUGUUGUCUUCUUCCGCUGAGCAAUCUGAGGACGACUUUUUUGAUGAUGAUGAGGAGGACGAGGAAAGUAGUUCUGAUGAGGAGGGCGGACGCCCCACAGGUCCAGCUUAUUUUUUGAAGUCGGCUUUCUUGAAAGGUGGUGAAUCUGAAUCUGAGAGUGACGAUGAGGGAAAGAAAGUGGUUAAGAGUGCUAAGGACAAGUUGUUGGACGAUAUGAAGGCCUCAAUUGAAAUCAUUAAUGUCAAUAAAAGAAGCAAUAAUUGGAUCGUCGUCUUGAGUGAGUUUGAGAAAUUGGGUAGACUUUUGAACAGAGCUAGUCAACAAAGAUUUGGAACUCCAAAGUUUUAUAUCAAGUUGUUGUCUAGCUUGGAUGAUUCUAUUACGGAAACUGCAAACAAUGAAAAGGAUGACAAGACAAUGAAAGCGGAUGAGGCAAGAGCUUUCAACACUUUGAGACAAAGAGUCAAGAAACAGAUUAAAGAGUUCCAAGUUUACUUUGAUUUGUAUAAGGACGUACCAGAGAAUUUUGAUAACGAAGAUGAACCUUUGGAUGUGACCACAAGAGUGGAAGAGAAGCAAGACGAAGGUAAAAAGUUGAGUCCAGUGUUCCAAACUUUGAAGCAAAUCAGUGAAUCUAGAGGGAAGAAAAAUAUUGACAGAUCAGAACAAAUUUCAAGCUUGGAGAAUUUGAUUACUGAUGAGUUGAGUACAUUCGAGCUUAUAUCCAUUUACCAAAUGUUGUUGUCGAUCAGAUUCGAUGCCUCGUCUACCCUGUUCAUGCCAGUUCAAGAUUGGCAAAAGAAUUGUGAUGAUAUUCACAAAUUGUUGGAUAUUUUAUUUGCAACAAAGGAAUAUCAAGUUAGUGAAACAGGUCAAACAACUGAUGAAAUUGACAUAGAGCCAACCCCUGUUGACGGGGUCAAGGUGAUUUUUGGAUCAAUCACUUCAUUGAUUGAUAGAUUGGAUGACGAAUUUACCAAAUCUUUACAAAACACCGACCCGCACUCAUUGGAUUACAUUGAAAGAUUGAAGGAUGAAAGCAGGAUUUAUAAUUUGAUUGUUAGAGGUCAAUCUUAUGUCGAAUCUAUCAACCCUUCACUUGAUAGUGAACAAUUGGCUAGAAUUGUUUUGAGAAGGUUGGAACAUAUUUACUAUAAACCAACACAAUUGAUUCAAGGAAAUGAAGUUGCCACCAAGAUUGGCAACGGUGACGCGAAUGAGAUUAUUGACUCAUUGAGCGAAUACUUGCAAAAGAGUGCCAACAAGCUCUAUGUUCAACUUGCUAUGCUCUACUCUAUCUACUAUUACGCCGUCAACAACAACUACGAGAAUGCCAAGGAACUAUUCUUUGCAUCUCAAAUUUUCAAGAGUAUAAACCACGCUGAAUCAACAUUACAAGUUCAAUACAACAGAGCAUUAGUACAAUUGGGAUUGAGUGCAUUCAGGGUUGGGGCGAUUGAAGAAUCCCACAAGAUUUUAACCGAGAUCAUCAACUCACAAAGAUCAAAAGAAUUACUUGGACAAGGGUUUAGUACUAAAUUCCCUAGUCAAGCCUCUGUUGCUGAAAAACAAAAGUUGUUGCCGUUCCACCAACAUAUCAAUUUGGAAUUGUUGGAGUGUGUUUACAUGACUUGUUCUUUAUUGAUUGAGAUACCUGCUUUGGCUGCUGCAUCAACUACUAAAGACAAAAGGAAGAACUCGUCAGUGAAAUCUUUCAAGAGUAAGCUUGAAUUCCACGAUAGACAAUUUUUCACUGGUCCUCCAGAGAGUAUCAAAGAUCACAUUGUGCAUGCCUCACUUGCUUUGCAAAAGGGCAAUUGGUCUAAAGCAUAUGACUUGUUGGCAUCAAUCAAGAUUUGGAGAUUGUUUCCUGAUACUGAUGACUUGUUGGCCAUGUUGAAAACCCAGCUUCAAAUCGAAGGGUUGAGAACUUAUAUUUUCACCUACAAAUCGGUUUACAGUAAGUUGUCUAUUGCCAAAUUGAGUACAAUUUUCGCAUUGCCCGAGGAGAAGAUUACUGAGAUUGUUACAAAGAUGGAUGAAAAUGUGGAAAACGGAUACAUCAACUUCACUACUGCAGCAAAUAGGUCCAAAUUGCAAGAGUUGGCCAUAUUGAUGAACGAGAAAAUACAGUUGCUCACAGACAAGAAUGAAAGAACCUCAGCUAGGGGUCAUAAUAAGACACAACAGCCUCAGCAAACCACCCAACAACAACCCCAAACCCAGCCUGAGGAGAACAGAUUCAGAAUUGCUAAUGUCAAUAUUAACAAUGAUGAGUUUCAAGUAACUGCAUAA
This is a messenger RNA of Lodderomyces theae, 2376 nucleotides long. It is a transcript of the gene NIP1, whose product is annotated as translation initiation factor eIF3 subunit c. NCBI's taxonomy places the organism in Eukaryota, Fungi, Ascomycota, Pichiomycetes, Serinales, Debaryomycetaceae. The record is from RefSeq and is a predicted model, not a curated record. Gene Ontology annotation, cellular component: eukaryotic translation initiation factor 3 complex. Gene Ontology annotation, molecular function: translation initiation factor binding; translation initiation factor activity; RNA binding. The coding region runs from base 1 to 2376 and encodes 791 amino acids. Gene Ontology annotation, biological process: translational initiation. The transcript has a single exon.